Messenger RNA from Mangifera indica (mango), 3834 nucleotides. Its product is annotated as disease resistance protein RGA2-like. Gene Ontology annotation, biological process: defense response to other organism. The transcript has a single exon. Gene Ontology annotation, molecular function: ADP binding; protein binding. Bases 77 to 3577 code for a protein of 1166 amino acids. NCBI's taxonomy places the organism in Eukaryota, Viridiplantae, Streptophyta, Magnoliopsida, Sapindales, Anacardiaceae. The record is from RefSeq and is a predicted model, not a curated record.
GAUAGAAUUCUCCUCUAAUAACAAGACAUAGAACUUUUGGCUUGAACUUGCAGCUGAUUCUGAAUUCUUUCAGCAAAUGGCAGAGAUUAUUUUAUGCCCUCUAUUGGAAGUAGUUCUUAACAAAGUAGCUUCUCGGCUUUUGAAAGAAGUAGCUCUUACAUAUGGGUUUGAGGAUGAGAUAGACAAGCUUCGACAUUCACUAAGCAUCAUUCAAGCAGUUGUUGAAGAUGCAGAGGAGCGACAAGUGAAUGAAAAGGCCUUAAGAAUAUGGCUGGCUGAUCUUAAAGAAGUUGCUUAUGAUAUUGAUGGUUUAUUUGAUGUGUUCGACUUGGAUGUUGUAAUGUCAAGAAGCCAUUACGGCUUUGGCAUGAAGAAAUUCCUUCCUUCGUUGAAACCAGUUGCAGCUUAUCUUGAAUUGCUCCCUAAGCUAAAAGAAAUUAGAAAAAGACUAGAGUUUUUGGCAGCUGAAAAGGUUAGGUUUAGCUUGAAACAACAGGUUGUUGAAACAAGGUGUGAUGCUGAAGAGAAAAGACAAACUGGGUCUUUUGUGAUUGAAUCAGAAGUUGUUGGAAGAGAUCAAGAUAAAGAAGCUAUAUUAGAGUUAGUAUUGUCAAAUGGAGGAAGUGGGUUUAAUGGUAGAUUUUCUGUUAUCCCUAUAGUUGGAUUAGGAGGUCUAGGGGAAACCACCCUAGCUCAACUUGCUUAUAAUGAUGAGAGGGUGACAGAGUAUUUCGAACUGAGGAUAUGGGUCUGUGUUAAUGAGGAGUUCAAUGUGAGGAGGAUCAUGAAGAUGAUUAUAGAAUCUGUUACUGUUAGUAGGUCUGAUUUCUUAGGCAUGGAUGUUCUUCAAUCUCAACUUCGAAGCUUGUUGCGAGGGAGAAGAUACUUACUUGUAUUAGACGAUGUGUGGAACGAAGAUCCGGAUGAAUGGGAUAAGCUGAGGAUUUCGCUGAGUGAUGGUGGUGAAGGAAGCAAAGUCAUAGUCACUACCUGCAGUACAAAGGUUGCAUUGUUAGUGGGAACAGCUUCCCCUUUUUAUAUAAAGACUUUGUCAGAUGAUGAUUGCUGGUUGUUGUUCAAGCAAAGGGCUUUUGCACCUGGGGAAGAUUACCCUAAGUUAGAGGCAAUUGGGAGGGAAAUAGUUAGAAAGUGUGGAGGAAUACCUAUGGCAGCGAAAGCACUUGGUAGUCUUAUGCGUUUCAAGCGUGAGGAAGAGGAGUGGCUAUAUGUGCAGGAAAGCGAUAUUCAGAAUGCAUGUGAAGGUGAAGAUGGGGUUCUUCGUGCUUUGAGGUUGAGUUACAGUCACUUGCCCUCACAUUUGAAAUGUUGCUUUGCUUAUUGCUCCGUAUUUCCUAAAAAUUAUGUGAUUAAGAAGGAAAAUUUGAUUCAUCUUUGGAUUGCAGAAGGCUUGAUACAAUCCAAAGAAAGAAAAUCACUUGAGGACAUAGGCAAUGAAUACUUCACUGACUUAAUGUGGAUGUUUUUCUUCCAAGAUGUGAAUAAAGAUUGUGACGGUAGUGUAACAGAAUGCAAAAUGCAUAACCUUAUCCAUGAUCUUGCGCAGUCUGUCGCUGGAGAUGAAUCUGUCGUACUGGUACAUGGUAAUGUGUCGAAACACCUAGCCAGAACUCAUCAUUCGUCUGUUGUUUGUGAUUCUGAGUUGCAAACCAUUCCAGAAUCCUUGUAUGAAGCAAAGAAGCUACGAACCCUGAAUCUACUUUUUUCCAAGGGUAAUCUUGGAGAGGCCCCUCCCAAAGUUUUUUCAAGUUUCAGAUGUCUGCGUGCAUUAAAUCUUUGUGGUAGUGGCAUCAAAAAGCUGUCUGAUUCAAUUGCCAGCUUGGUAUCUUUGAGGUAUCUCAACAUCUCAAACACCCUCAUAGAAACAUUACCUGAAACUGUUUGCGAGCUUAGUCACCUGCAGGUGCUGGACCUCUCAUAUUGCUGUGAUCUGACUGAACUACCGAGACUAUUAACAAAGAUAUUUAAACUAAGGCAUCUGAUCAUAAAUGGUUGUGACAGACUGUCUCACUUGCCCGAUAAUAUUGGUAGAUUGUUGCAGCUUCAAACGUUGCCAAUAUUCAUUGUAGGCACCCAAGCAAGCCAAAGCCUCAAACAGCUGUACCGCCUACCAAUUGGCGGUGAGCUAAAGAUUCAACGGUUGGAAAAUGCAGUAUUUGUACCUGGAGCAAUAGAUGCAAACUUGAGAGACAAGCCAAAGCUUAGAUCAGUGGGUCUCUCAUGGGGUUCUAAUCAUGAUGGUUCAAUGAUGAGAAAUGAUGAAAAUGACAGAGUGGCUGAGGAAUUGCUCAUGAGUCUUCGACCUCACCAAAAUCUGAAGAGUCUGUCUAUUGAAGGUUAUCCUGGUGGCUACUUCCCUAGAUGGAUUCGUGGUUCUAAUCUCCCUAAUCUGACUAAUAUAAAGUUGAUUAAUUGUAGAAGAUGUGAACAGCUCCCUGCUCUUGGACAAAUACCUUUCGUGAAGGUUAUCUACAUGCGUGGCAUGCCUGCAGUGAAGAACAUUGGGAGUGGAUUUUGUGGUAGAGGCUCAGGAAGACCAUUCCAAUCACUGCAAGAACUCACUUUCAUUGAGUUUCCCAAUUUAGAAUUUUGGCAGGGCACAAAUGCGAAAGAAGAAUUUCCUUCACUCUUCAAGCUAACUGUUAAUGGAUGUCCAAGGUUGAAAAACUUGCCUUUUUUUUCGUCGCUGCAGCAUCUAGAGUUGAGGAACUGCAACGAAAUGAUUCUAAGGUCAGCCACAAACCUAUCCACUCUCUUAAAUCUUGUUAUUGAUGUUUUUACUGGAGAGUUGGUUAUCUUGGAAACCUUGCUUCAAAACAAUCCUUGUCUCACGUAUUUAACAAUUUGCUCCUGUCCAAAUUUUCGCUCCAUAUCCUCAAAGUUAGGAAGCCUGAUCGCUCUUAAAUCAUUAACAAUCCGUUGGUGUCAACAGCUAAUCUCUCUGCCACAAGAAAUUCAGAACCUCUCCUCGUUGGAAUCUUUGGAGAUCAGUGAGUGCAGCAACCUUAAAACUUUGCCAGAGGGCAUUCGAGGUUUGAGUUCGCUGCGAUCCCUUUCCAUUGAGAACUGCAGCAACUUAACAUCUGUACCAAACGAGCUGCAACAUCUCACAGCUCUCGAGCAUUUAGUGAUAAUGUACUGCCCAAGUUUGGAUUCUCUGCCAGCCAACUUCAGAAACUUCUCCAUGCUAAAGAGUUUGUUCAUUUUGGGCUGUCCCAAGCUGGCAUCUCUCCCUGAGGAGCUACAACAUGUCACAUCCCUGCGAAGCUUGGAAAUCCAUAGCUGCCCUGCUUUUGAAAAUUUACCCGGAUGGAUAGGAAACCUUUCUGGUCUUAGUUCUUUAGCAUUGUCAGAUUGUCCUGGUGUCGUUUCACUCCCAGAAGGCCUGCACCAUCUGACUAGCCUCCAACAUCUUUCCAUCAGGGACUGUCCAAGGCUUGAAAAUCGCUGCAAGAAAAAUGUUGGUGAGGAUUGGUUGAAAAUCGCUCACAUUCCAUACAUCUACAUUGGAUCAACUACACCUAAGAAUUACAAUAAUGCGAGCAGCUCCUCUUGUUAAGAAAGGUGUGUUUACUCAAAAUUUAUUAGUUAGCUCUUAGCUGCUUCUACCGACACUUGAGAGUUAAGUGCAACUGCAGGUAAAUUCUAGAAUUGAUGGCCACUUGAUUAGGCACCAUUUAUUUCUUCUCUUUUGUAUAAAGAUAAUCUAGGAUACUUCUUGAUAUGCAUCCAAACAAUUAAUACAGUUAUUAAGAGGGUUGUAACUUAUUUAUAAAUCUGGACUUCGGAGAAAGUGAAAUCAAAUAUUUAUCUAAA